GUUAGACCAAUCGUUUAUAAUUUAAAAUCCAAUAUCAGAUAGUGCAAAACAGUGUACGCAAAACAUCGGUGAUGACUUAAGAAUAUCUCUUUCUUUAUUUUAUGAUGGUGGGAAUUUGAUAUAAAGUGUGAAAACUUCAAGAACCCGAUAAAGAGCGACCAUGGACAGUACAAUACAGGCAGCUGUGCUCUGUGUGGCGAUCGCCAUCACAUUAGUUUUCAACGUCUUCGUCAUCGUCCUUGUUGCGUUACGUAAACGUCUUCGGACGCCGGUGACCUUCCCAAGGAGCAUUAUUUACGUGUUUAUUGCCGUGAUAGACAUUUUAGGGGCCCUCUUCUGGACGCUGUUUACUGUGUUAGAGGCACUGGAUAUGAAGUUAUUACAAGAUCACAUGAACACUUGCAAGGCUCAAGUGGUUGUUAUGUUUAUUUGUAACCUCCUCAAUGCGCAUGUGCUAGCUGCUCUGAUGUUCGAGCGUUUUUUGAAAUUGUUCAAGCCGUCUAAGCACCAGGAAAUAUUUUUUGACUUAAUCGUUAUUCUGUUCCUGGUGACGCUCCUCGUCUUCGACACAGUCAUCGCCAACUUCCCAACCUGGGGCUUCGGAGAGGUUUCCUUUUUUGAGGACCAGAACCAGUGCGGUGUCGACUUUUCAUACUCUGUGUCGCACUUACAGUUUACGAUUAUCCUGCAUUACGCACUCCCGCUUGUGCUGGUAAUAGGAUUUUACGUAGCCAUUAACAUCCGGCUGUGCACAUUACGCAAACGUCGAGCCCCCAAUGGUGACAUCAUUGUUGAAGAAGAUCUGACAGUAGUUGGGGAUUCGUACUCCGACCGUCUUAAGGCGAUGUACUCCAAAUUCAAAGAUGCUGGGUCAAGUUCAACUAAACCGAAGGUCAAGGAAGAAACCAAAGGUUAUAACAACGAUGGUUACCAUAGUGACGAAGAUGUCGGCUCCUCCGACGAGGAAAAUGUGAACGGAGAAAAUGUUUCACAGAAAAAGAGCAAGACCGCAAUGAAGCUCAAAAAGACUCACUAUCUCGCUAGAGCCGACGUAAUGACAACCCACAUGUACGCGCUGAUGUCGCUCCUCUAUUUUGGAAUGUGGACACCCUACAUCGCAUGGGCCAUCAUCCACACCUACUACUACUACGACACUGCAAUGAGUGCUGACGUAAUCCUCACGAUUGUGAUUCUUACACACUUUGGCGCUUGCGUGAAAGUGCCCCUCUACUUCCUGUCGGAGAAAAUGCGCGCGGCCGUCGGCAAGACGUUUGGUUGUGAAAAGAAAAAGAACCGGAAGACAGACUUUGAUGAUACCAGGGAGAAAAAGGCUGAGCAGACCACGACGGAACUGUAGCUGUGUGAUCACGUGUCCCACAUGAUGAAUAUUCAAUAGCUACGUUUUUAUUGGUAUUGAUAUUAUUUAAAAAAAAGGUAGAUUAUACUAUCUUGAAUUUGUUGCAAACAGGCAUACAACAGCAACACCCAUUUAUGAUUAGCUAACAUAAUAAGACAUUUGUGAAGACGUUUGUUAAAACGUUUGAAGCAUGCUUAAACAUAAUAUUGUACAGUCGGUCGUAUCAUUUCUGAUUCAUGAACUCUCGCUUUAAAUCUUUGUAAUUUUACUUACUAUUAUUUGUUUUUAUCUUAGUUUUUUUUAAACAACAACAACUUUUUUUGUUUAAAAACGAUUGUGAAGAAACUUACAUUAACCUAUGCUAAGUCACUCUCGUUGGUACGAUGUUGAGAGAGUGUGGUCUAAUUGGAUCUGAUGUAAACCUACUUCUCCGGCUUGCUGACCACCUAUCAAACUCACAUACGCCCAGGCCGGGGAUCGAGCCCGGGACGCAUUGGUGUGAAGCUAGUGCGUUAACCACUGCACUUACCGAACAGCCAAACUGUUUGAUAUUGUUCACAGUCCCUUGUAUCUUUAAUAAUGACAUUGUAAUACGCAUGCUUAAAUUGUUAUCGGAACUUAUACAACUAUGUUACCGUAUGUUGUAAAUCUGCGGGUCAGAUAUAAACCAUUUUGUGCUUAA
This is a messenger RNA of Mya arenaria, 2039 nucleotides long. RefSeq lists its product as uncharacterized. The transcript has 2 exons. Gene Ontology annotation, cellular component: membrane. The record is from RefSeq and is a predicted model, not a curated record. Gene Ontology annotation, biological process: G protein-coupled receptor signaling pathway. Gene Ontology annotation, molecular function: G protein-coupled receptor activity. Lineage: Eukaryota; Metazoa; Mollusca; Bivalvia; Myida; Myidae. The coding region runs from base 161 to 1357 and encodes 398 amino acids.